ACCUCGAAUGAUUGAAAUUUGUGAUACUUUUUGUGGAAUUUAAACUUUAUACCGAGUGUUCAGUGCCGUUAAACAUGAAUACCGCGGAGCGCAUGUAUACCAUGGACGAUCUUCCGCAGCUGAUCGACGGCGUCAGUUCGGAGAAUGUCAUCGGAGUGACCCAGGUCAUCGUGAAUAUGAUGUCCCACCCGGCUUACGGGAACAAAUACGAAUGGACAAAGGACGAUUUCGAGCUGGGCUGCCCACUGGGAAGGGGAAAGUUUGGGCGAGUUUACUUGGCUCGUGAAAAGAAUUCCAAAUUUAUGGUAGCUAUGAAAGUGAUGUUUAAAUCCGAGCUCACCAAGGGACGGGUGGAGAAGCAGCUGCUCCGGGAGGUGGAGAUUCAGUCCCGAUUGAAGCACCCGCACAUCCUCCGUUUGUACACCUGGUUUCAUGACGAACGUCGCAUCUACCUAGCAUUAGAGCUUGCUUCUCAGGGUGAACUAUACAAACACCUGAAAGCAUCACCAAACGGACGAUUCAAUGAGCAACGUUCCGCCAAGUACACCUAUCAGGUUGCAGACGCGUUAAACUACUGCCACGCAAACAACGUAAUCCAUCGCGAUCUGAAACCGGAGAACAUCCUGCUGACCGAUGACGACAACGUGAAACUUGCCGAUUUUGGCUGGUCCGCGCACACAAACUCCAACAAAAGGAAGACCAUGUGCGGAACACUGGAUUAUUUGCCACCAGAAAUGGUGGAUGGAAAAAGCUAUGACGAUUCCGUUGACCAGUGGUGCUUGGGAAUUCUGUGCUACGAAUUUUUAGUCGGAUACCCACCGUUCGAGUCCGAAACUACUGAAGCCACUUAUGACAAAAUUCGUCGUCUGGAGGUGGCCUAUCCAAGAUUCAUGACCUCCGGGGCUAAGGAUUUGAUCUCGAAGCUACUGAAGAAGCCGAGUGGUUCCCGAAUUACCCUCAUUGAUGUGAUGAAGCACCCCUGGGUCAAGGAGAAUAUGGGAAAGUAGAUCUUAUACUACGCUCAGACUAUAGCAGAUAUUACGUAAUCAAUAUCUAUUGCAAGACAGUCUACAUUACGUAAUAUCAGCUAGUCUGAACGUAGCAUUAGAGCAGUA
This is a messenger RNA of Ochlerotatus camptorhynchus, 1115 nucleotides long. RefSeq names its product aurora B (gene aurB). Bases 75 to 1007 code for a protein of 310 amino acids. NCBI's taxonomy places the organism in Eukaryota, Metazoa, Arthropoda, Insecta, Diptera, Culicidae. Gene Ontology annotation, biological process: mitotic spindle organization; regulation of cytokinesis; protein phosphorylation. The transcript has 2 exons. Gene Ontology annotation, molecular function: ATP binding; protein kinase activity. The record is from RefSeq and is a predicted model, not a curated record. Gene Ontology annotation, cellular component: chromosome passenger complex; kinetochore; spindle microtubule.